AUGCCUCCGACUACGACAGAUGCUAGCCCAGCGCCAACGACAUCCAACGGAGAAGAAGAGCCAUCCCUAGAAUCGCUAGAGAGCGAGCUCGACCAGAGCAUGACACUCGUCCCAUACGUCUCACAAGAGUCCACGUCAAACGGAGCUCAUCCAGAUGGACAAGGGCACGUCUUACCCGCCACAGGCGGCGUGAUACACGAACCCCUUGCAGCGUUGUUCGGAGAUGCACCAUUCUUCUCCUACGGCUUCGCGAACGCCACGGGCGCGAAUCUCCCGACUCUAGAUAAUCUGAAUACGCAGCAAGCUCUCGUUGUCCCCGAGACGACAUCUUUCCACCCUCUCCCGACAUUAACGAGUUCUUUUGCGCAAGUUCAGCAUCAUCAUCACCAUCAACAUCAACUAGUUCUUCUUGCCUUAUCCGACUUCUUGAACGACCACAUGACCGAGGAGCAAUACGAACAAGAACAGAUCCAAGACGCUUUGGACUGGGAGAUGGCAAACUCUGAAGCAACGUUUGGACCUAUUCGCCAUCAAACUCGAACAACACGCGUGGAAGUCGCCACGGCUUUCGUCGAGACACUGGACGAAGUCGAUAUUACUAGUAUCGAACCAGAGGAUAUGAAAUGUCCGCUGUGCUGGCUUCCUUUCAGCAGCACCAUAGACGAGGAGGGUCCAUCAAUUGCUACUUACCUGGACGAUGAAGAGCGAGAAAUCACGGAGCGCUUACAUGCGAGCUAUAAUCUGCCCUUCUGUGAGAACAGGCCAGACAACGACCCUGGGUUCCAUUAUGGUAGUACACGAAUGGGGUAA
This is a messenger RNA of Alternaria arbusti, 810 nucleotides long. RefSeq lists its product as uncharacterized. Bases 1 to 810 code for a protein of 269 amino acids. The transcript has 2 exons. Lineage: Eukaryota; Fungi; Ascomycota; Dothideomycetes; Pleosporales; Pleosporaceae. The record is from RefSeq and is a predicted model, not a curated record.